ACAACUGAAGACAGUCGGUUACUCGCUAAGAAAAGACGACGUUGUGUCGCGCUUGCGCUGUGAGUGUAAAUACGGAUUUUAGUGGAUUUUCCCGCGUUUUAAAAUAAACUAACACGGUUUACAUAGAUAAAAAACAUAUAAAAAAUAGUUAAUUAUAAGUGCGCAAAACUUUUUCGAUAAGGUAUUAUUUUGAGAAUUUUUGUGAAUGGAAUUCUAAGGCAGGCUUCUGGUUUCCCAUACUUAGCAAGCGGAUUGUUUUAAUAAGUUAUUCAUAGAUUGUCUCCGGAAUCUUCGUUUUAUUGCCGACGACUGCGAUCAUCAAUUCCAUUGGAUUCCAGUUAGAAAGAUCAAACUACGCAUCAAAAAGUAGCAUUCAACUGCUGCUAACCCAUUAACGAUGUCGUGAAGAAACACAUUUCGUGAAAAACGCCCACAAAACGAGGAGGAUUGACGUACAAGUGAAAUGUUGUGAAAGUACAGUGACGCGAAAUGAAGAUGGCGCUAGGAGUGACAUUGGUGUGUCUGUGUGUGUGGAGCGUGUUUGUGUGCGUGGACGGCCACGUGGCGCUGACGUAUCCCCCGGCGAGGAAGUAUGACCUGGACUUCCUGGAUAACUCUAGAACGAAGCCUCCGUGUGGGAUGCCUAAAGGUUCAAUAAGAACGUCAUUUUUAGCUGGAUCAACGUUUACAGUACAUUGGCAUUUGGCUUACGCACAUCGAGGUGGAUUUAGUUUAAGGAUAUUGGACUAUUUAGAACGGCCACUAUUGGACUUAACGCCGAGAGCGGGAGGUUCUGAGUUUGUUCGAGAUGAUCCAACCGCGCAGCAGUACGAGGUGCGUCUGCCGGGCGACUUCACGUGCGACAACUGCACGCUGCAGCUGCAGCGCGAGGCGGGCGAGUGGGGCGCCAACUACCGCUUCUGGUCCUGCGCCGACAUCGACAUCGUGCCGCGCAAGAAGUUCCACGAGACGUGCUCCGGGCGCGGGUUCCACAUCCUGGGCCGCUGCAAGUGCCACAAGAUGCACAGCGGGCCGCGCUGCCAGUUCGCCGACGAGUGCGGCGAGGACAACGACUGCGGGCUGCGCGGCAAGUGCCUCGACACCAACGCCACCGAGGCGCCCGCCAAGCAGUGCUACUGCCCGCUCGGCUUCUACGGGAAAGGGUGCAACAAGAAAGCACCAUGGAAGGAUAAAAACAUUAACUUGGCGGUGUACAGCAAGAAGCAGUUGUCGAAAGAAUUUGCGCUGUACUGGCGCGUGUUGAAGGAGGAAGCGGAGGUCGAGGUCAUUAUGAUGGUCAACGGGACUUCUUAUGCCGCUCUUGGAUGGCGGCCUAAAGGACUGAAAAAAGAAUGCAAAAAUUUCCCUGUGCUAGGUCCACCAGUAAAUAUGCCCAAUACACCAGCGCCUGAACCACUCCCCGAGCCAGAACCAAAAUCUGAGCCAGAGUCUGCUCCGGAACCAAAGGCUGAGCCUGAACCAACACCAGAGCCAAAAGCUGAACCAGAACCUUCCCCAGAACCAAAAGCCGUACCAGAACCUGCUCCAGAACCCAAAGCUGAACCAGAACCGGCAGCAGAACCAAAACCAGAACCUCAAUCAACGAGUCCACCAGAUGUAAUUAACAUGACUGAAAACGAUAACAGAAAUAAAAGGGUAGCGAUGCAUACUUUAGAUGGGUUUGAUUUUAAAAAUCUUGGAAAUGAUGUUACAGUCAAAACCAGUGUUUCAUAUAAAGUGUCAAGUUCUAAAGGUCGAAAAAAACGUGCCACAUCAGAAAAUGAGAAACCGAAUGUGGAAACAUCGACUAUUCUAAAAUCAGACAACAACGACCCAGUCCCUGAACCCGAAACUACCCCAGAACCAGAACCAAAGUUAGAACCAAAGCCUAAACAUAAGACCUUUAAACCAAAGCCUAAACAAAUGACUGAAUUAAAUGAUAGUCCCAAAAUAAAAACCACGUCUCCCCCAGAUCCUACGUCUGAACCAGAACCGAAACCAGAAUCCGCUCCACAACCUAACCCAGAACCCGAACCAACUUCUGAACCAGAACCCACUCCAGAACCAAAGUCAGAGCCAGAGCCAGAACCAAGUACAAAGCCAGAGCCUAGCCCUGAACCAAAAUCAGAACCUGAAUCAACUUCUGAACCUGCACCAAAAGUGAAAUCCUCUCCUGUACCAGAAGCAGAACCUGAACCGAGUUCAGAACCAAGUCCAAAACCGGAACCUGAACCCAUUCCUGAACCUAAAUCUGAGCCUCAACCUACAUCUGAACCUGAACCAGAACCUGAACCAAAACCUGAACCAACAUCUGAACCAGAACCCACUUCAGAACCCGAACCAACUCCCGAACCUGAACCCAAUGCAGAAGCGGAUUAUGAGAAUCUGCUAGUGAUGGGACUUUCCGAAGAAACAGGCUAUUUCCCUUCGCACGAAUAUGCACCAAAGUUUGACUUCAACCCCAUGGACUGCACCGACAUAGUAAUCGGAACCGCCAAAGGAAGCUAUCAUCGGGUUCUUGACUAUUAUACAAGAGACAGGUCAACACCGCGUGUGGAUACGUUCUGGGGAGGACACGAUGACAUCACAGCCGCUUCUGGUUUCGAAGACAACGGAGUAACCACCAUCAUGUUUAGAAGGAAAAUCAAGGCCAAAGAACCAACAGACCAUUCGAUCGUGGACGAUCAGAUGCACGUGAUAUGGGCUCGAGGACAGGAGUACGAGCACUACGUGCACUCCCCUCCCGCGGGCAUCAGCAGGGGAGACUUCUACCGGCCCGACGAGAUCAAGUACCACGGCCACGGCUCGCAGAGGGGAGUCGCUUCUAUUAACUUCUUCGAAGAAAAGAAGAUCGCAACGUACGGCGGCAUCCAGUCGCUCGACAACGACAAGUGCGGCGCGCAGUGGAAGUUGCCCACGGACUGCAGCGUCGCCAACAACACCUGCGACUUCGCCGCCUCCUGGGAGUACCUGGGCCAGACGCGCGGCAAGGACUCCGUGCGCUUCACCAUACGGACGAAGAUGGGCAAGUUCUGGACCGGCAUCGGGUUCAGCAAUGAUAAGAAGAUGUCGCAAACGGAUGCAGUGAUCGGCUGGAUAGACCCGCGCACCAACCGGCCCUUCCUCAUGGACACGUGGGUGACGGGCUACGCGGCGCCGCGCCUCGACCCGCGCCAGGACCUCAGCGCUGUCAGCGGCUCCGUGGUGGACGGCGUCACCGUGCUCAGCUUCGUGCGCAAGCGCGACACCGGCGACACCAAGGACCUACCGUUCACGGACAACAAGUGCCUGUACAUGAUGUUCGUGACGCACGGCGGCGGCUUCGACGCCGUCAACAAGCGCACCAGCAAGCACGUGGAGGUGCCCUACGUCACCGACGAGCGCGUGUGCAUCCGGCCCUGCGGACCCGAACUGACAAUCGAAGAAGAGGAGCAGAGCACGGAGGCGGCCCCCGGCAGCCGCAGCUACACGCUGCUGCUGCGGGUGACGGGGCUGGCGGACAGCUUCCGCCCGCCCGCCGCCGGCAGCGCCGACUACGACGAGCUGGCGCGCCGGGUGGCCGACAGCCUGGCGCAGGAGCUGUCCCGCACCAAGGGCUACCAGGGGCUCGCCGUCAACGGCUUCAUGCAAAAUGAAACCAAAGCAAUAAUCGCGGAGCUGACCUUGAAAUCCAUCGACACGAACUCUAUAGAGAACACGGCGCGCUCGCUGGACGGCGAGCUGCUGGACUCCAGCGAGCUGCAGGACGGCGACCUGGCGAAGUGGGAGCGCGUGGUGCGCGACACGCUCGCCGCAGGGACGGUUGGCAACUUGAACGUGGAGUUCAUGGCGUUCCAGCCCGUAGCGCUGUCGGCGGCGCCGCCGUCGGAGGAGCCGACCGUCAGCAAGUCUCUGUUCGGGUCGGCGGGGCGCCUGUGGCUGGUGGUGGGCUGCCUGGCGGCGCUGGUGGCGCUGGCGCUGCUGCAGGCCGCCUGCACCCUUGCGCGCGCCGCGGCACCCAAGACCAAGGAUCAACUAAUACCGAGCUCGGCGUGGAAGGACUACACGUCAGCGAACACCAACUACGCCUUCGAGCCCUUUGAGAACGACGACAAGUACAACAGCACCUCCACCCGCUCGCCCCCGCGCCCCACCUCACCGCCCCCGCCCAGACCCACCAGCGCGCACAAGAUGACGCCCAAACCGCACAAGAACGGCCACAACAUGACCAACAAUGGCCACAUGACCAACAAUGGUCACAUGACCAACAAUGGUCACAUGACCAAUAACGGUCACAUGACCAAUAGGAGUCGUAAUGCAAACGGUAGAGACGUGCGCGACGGUCCGAUGAGUCCUCGCGAAAUGGCGAUGAGUCCCCGGGAAAUGGCGAUGAGUCCCCGGGAAAUGGCGAUGAGUCCCCGGGAAAUGGGGAUGAGUCCCCGGGAAAUGGCGAUGAGUCCCCGGGAAAUGGCCAUGAACGGCCACACGAUGGCUAGCAAUGGCUACCCGACGAACGGGAGGAGUAAAACGCCGAACAGUUCAAAGAAGUUCUCGAGUAGUACGCCGCAGUACUACCACGAGACGAGGUCGCUGCAGAGGCCAAGGUCGCAUUACGGGUACAACGGCGGCGCGGGCGGCGGGGGCGGCGGCGCGGGGGGCACGGGGGGCGCGGGCAACUCGCGGUCGCUGCCGCGCGGCGAGCCACAGCCCGACUUCUACUUCAUGCCGUCGCAGCGCAAGCACGAAGAUUUCUGAACGUGAGUUCGACGACAACUGACCUAAGUUACCAAUAGACAGACUUACUCGUAUCGUACCUACACACAUUUUUUGUAUUUACUUAUAAAUCAUAAGCUAAGUAUUUAUAUAUCUGAACGUAAUAUAAUACACAUAUUGUAAUAUUAUAAUGAAAAUGUGUAUUAAAAAGAAAAAAAUAUUAAAAAUAGCGAAAGAAAUAAGGAUAUCCUCAUCACACGAACGAGUUUAUGAAUGAGAAUACUAAUAGUUUUCAUAACGAGUCAGAUGUACUUAAUAAAAGAUACUUAUAUUGAGCAAUUGAUUUGUGUAUGCAAUGACAUUAAAAGGUAAGAAGAUGAAAUAUAUAAAUUAAAAUAUGUGUAGAAUGGUUAACAGUGUGUGUUUGAUAAAGAAUAAUUUAGUUUUUAUUUUUAUAUAUUAUUCAUUAAUUCUUCACUUUUAUUAAAAUAUCCAAACCAGUUCUAGUCUCACGUCACAGUUUUAAUUUAAGUUAUUCUUAGCUUCUGCUUCAGUGUUGCCAUUUUUACCUGAGUAAUACACUACUGGACAAUCCUGCGUAGUAAAUUUUACCAAAUUUAACCAGAAAAAUUAAGUAAAAAAGCUUAAUAUAAGUGAUAUAUGUAAGAGUGAUAGUGCAAAAAAUAUUAAAAUUAGCAUGUUAAAGAUUUUUAUAGAACAUUUUUUUGAGUAAGCCACAAUUGGAAAAAAAACUAAUAGACAUUUAAUAUAUUUUAUCAAUGGCAACACUAAAAGAAGUGUAAAUAUAAGCAUUUUUCGCUGUAUAUUUGCAAUAAUAUAUAUAUUUUUUACUUUUAGAACACACUAAUGUUAUUGGUGAUUUAUAUAUUUUCAUUAAUUUCUUCCUCAAUUUAAGAAAUGUCUUAAUGUAACAUGUAAUAGAGUUCUAAUUAUUAAGAUAUAUAACACCAAUCUGUCCAUUUUUGUUAAAAAUGGUUUAACAUUAUUCUAAUGAGAUUUUGUAUUUACUGAGAUUUAUACAAGAAUUAUUAUUAAUAUUAUUUUGUAAAUAAUAAAUAUUAAUUGUAGAUAAUUAUAUAUAAAUAAGGGUAUUUAAUUAAAAAAAUUAUGUUACAUAGAUAAGGAUAUUUUAAUUAUUUUGCAGUACAAGAGAAAUGUAAUUGUAUAAUUAAAAUCAAAUUUGCACAAUUUAUUCAAAAUUAAAGUAUUUCUUUGUUAUGAGUAAUAAUUUACAUCAAAACAAGUUUACCUUCUAUUUAUAAGAUUUAUGGUGCGAUUAAUAUAAGUACUAUUUUAUGUUUUUCAAAUUUUAGUUUGUUUAUUAAAAUAUAAUAGAGAUAACAGAAUCAGAAGCAUAUAUAACUAUAGAUCGAAAUGCAGUAAAACAAUAUUUUAUCUAAAGGAACAAUGUAUUACUUUUAUUGAAUUACUAAUACUGUAGUAAAAAUAUUUCUCACGAAUGAUUACCAAUUGUUAUAGACAAGACUAGUAAUUUAAUGAUGUAAGUAAUUAAUUUAAAUUCAAUUAACAAAGCGAGUAUUAAUUAAUGUAGCGUAAGUGAUUACCAAAUCUAAGAUUAUAAAUAAAUAUUUUAUAUAUAAAUUUUA
Messenger RNA from Bicyclus anynana (squinting bush brown), 6320 nucleotides. RefSeq lists its product as uncharacterized. The record is from RefSeq and is a predicted model, not a curated record. Bases 490 to 4734 code for a protein of 1414 amino acids. Lineage: Eukaryota; Metazoa; Arthropoda; Insecta; Lepidoptera; Nymphalidae. The transcript is spliced from 24 exons.